This is a messenger RNA of Cornus florida, 737 nucleotides long. RefSeq lists its product as uncharacterized. The transcript has 4 exons. Lineage: Eukaryota; Viridiplantae; Streptophyta; Magnoliopsida; Cornales; Cornaceae. The coding region runs from base 75 to 593 and encodes 172 amino acids. The record is from RefSeq and is a predicted model, not a curated record.
GACGACUCUGUGUGGUCAAUAAAACGACGUUGUUUCAGCCACUCUCUUAGGUCUUCCUUCACUCUCAACCAACAAUGGUGGGAGGCUGUUAUCUACUGUUCAACAACCCGCUAGUCCUAAAUCCGGAGCGCCGACAUCGCAAUCGGGCAUCGAUUCGACAACCCAGAACUGCCUCUUCCAUCAUUUUCGCCUCCGUCGGAGGCAAUGGAAUCUCAGAGCUGGUUCAGAAAUGGAGACCCAAUUCAGCUUGGCAAUCGAUGAUGGUUCGUUCAGCUCCGCUGAUUGAAUUGGGUAAACGGAUAACUGUUCGACCCACUCCUGAAUUGGGCCUUCUUUCUCUUCUCUUCGUCCUCUCCAUGGCUGUUGGAGCUAUUUUCUUGUUGGCUGUGAUCUCGAUUCCAACUAUGAGCGCAUUUAGAAGAAUGGCAGUAUCAAUGGAUAAACUGGUCCAAGUAGCAUCAGUAGAGGUACCUGGAACCUUGUCUUCACUCAAACUUUCCGGCCUCGAGAUGAAUGAAUUAACCCAACAACUUACCAAUCUCAGGCAAAAGAUAUCCGGAAAUCAGCAUGGAAAGAAAUACAGGAAGCAAUAGGUUCAGUUGGUUUGGAAUUUGGUACAAGAAAUUACCCUGUAAUCAACUUUCUAAUGUGAUAAAUACAUAUAUUGUUUCCUGAAUCUUAGUAAUGUAUAUUUAUAUGUAUCCGACUUCUUUUCUAUGAAGUAAGCACUUGAAAUA